Molecule: messenger RNA, 1794 nt
Organism: Corylus avellana
Lineage: Eukaryota; Viridiplantae; Streptophyta; Magnoliopsida; Fagales; Betulaceae
Gene: SRT1
Product: sirtuin 1
Biological process (GO): negative regulation of transcription by RNA polymerase II
Cellular component (GO): nucleus
Molecular function (GO): NAD+ binding; transcription corepressor activity; histone deacetylase activity, NAD-dependent
Source: RefSeq, a predicted model, not a curated record
AAAAAAAAAUAGAGACGCUCCUGUGAGCAGUAGAGGGAGGAAAAUAAAAGGCCUCACUCUCCCACCUUUAUUUUGAUCAACUUUGUCGAGGGGGAAGAGAGAAGGUGGUGUAGAAAGGAGCAGAGUUUUGAGUCAGUGACCAUGUCUCUGGGGUACGCAGAGAAGCUUUCGUUCAUAGAAGAUGUGGGCAACGUUGGAAUGACGGAGCAUUUCGACCCACCUCACGUUUUGCAAGAAAAAAUUGAACGACUUGCCAUGAUGAUAAAAAAGAGUAAGCAUCUAGUGGUGUUUACAGGUGCGGGAAUAUCAACUUCUUGUGGUAUACCUGAUUUUCGAGGUCCCAAGGGAAUAUGGACACUUCAGCGUGAAGGCAAAGCCUUGCCUGAAGCAUCACUGCCAUUUCACCGUGCAAUGCCGAGCUUGACCCAUAUGGCUUUGGUUGAACUAGAGAAGGCUGGUCUUUUGAAGUUUCUUAUAAGUCAGAAUGUUGAUGGACUCCAUCUUCGGUCUGGAAUUCCAAGGGAGAAACUUGCUGAGUUGCAUGGGAACUCCUUUAUGGAAGCUUGCCCUUCAUGUGGAGCCGAGUACAUGCGGGAUUUUGAGGUGGAAACUAUUGGUUUGAAGGAGACAUCAAGACAUUGUUCUGAUGAAAAAUGUGGAGCAAAACUUAAGGAUACAGUUCUGGACUGGGAGGAUGCCUUACCCCCAAAGGAGAUGGAUCCUGCUGAGAACCACUGCAGGAUGGCUGAUGUUGUAUUAUGUUUGGGGACGAGUUUGCAAAUAACUCCAGCAUGUAACCUUCCUCUUAAAUCACUCCGUGGUGGGGGAAAGAUUGUAAUUGUGAAUCUUCAGAAAACUCCCAAGGACAAGAAAGCAAGUAUAGUGAUCCAUGGGCGUGUAGAUAAGGUUGUUGCAGGUGUCAUGGACUUACUUAACCUGCAGAUUCCACCAUUUGUCAGGAUUGAUCUUUUCCAGGCCAUUCUAACUCAAGCCUUGAGUAUAGAUAAAAAAUAUGUGAACUGGACCCUCCAAAUAGCAAGUAUACAUGGACACAGAGCUCCAUUGCCAUUCGUCAAAUCUGUUGAGGUUUCCUUCUUGGACAAGCAGGAUUAUAAAGCAGCUAUGUUACAUGUGCAACCGUUUCGGCUAAAAAGGAGAACCAUGCAGACGAAAUCAUUUGAAUUGGGUUUAAAACUCAAUUUCAGUGAUGGUUGUGGCUGUCAGUCUACUGAAAUUAAUAUCCCCAUUGAUUUUAAGGUUUCAACUGACUGUUUUAAUCUUGAAGAAGAAGCCGUACUUCAAAAGCUUCGAGACACGGCAAUUCAAGAUUUGUGCUGCGGGCAGAGUGCAGUUAUUGAGAGAAAGGCCAUCUUGACCCCGAAAAGUGAGGUUACUGUCUAUGCAAUCGUAACAAACAUUGUUCAGCACAGUAAAACCUCCAAAGCCUUAGCUGAUUCUCUCAGUAAUGGCAAUGUUAAAAGGCGAAGAGAAAGUUUAAAUGGGACCGGAACAUCUAGGAAGCGGUCAAAAGGGCAUACGCGGAAAGUUAGAUCUUAGAGAAUGUAAGGUUGUGAUUUGGGUUUGUAGAUAUGUUAUUCAUUAAAACUAACAAAAACUAUAGUUUGACUCUAAAAUGCAGGGACUGGGUGAAUUUUGUUAGAUACUGCACUCAGUCUCCCCAGCUAUGGAUAGGGGAAGUGUUAUUAUUGGUUGCUGGGUUAGCAUAAUUUACUUUUGUAAGUUUGAUUUUUGAGAUCAUUUAGUGUUCCAUAGUGAGCAUCUCAUAUUAUCUUC